UUCUCUUACAGAUAAACUAAGGGAUCGUUCAGGAUGUAUGAGGCGUUCAAAGGGACCAAGAAGCUUCUUUCAAGGAAACCGAAGGUACAAUCUCCUAGACCAGACAACUUUGUGUUUAGGCUGCAUUACCAGUUCACUUUUGGGUUUCUUGCAAUUGCAGUACUUCUCGUUACAGGCUACAGCUAUAUUGAUACAAAUGGGUCUGCAAUACAGUGUAUGAUGGAUAAGGGUAUAGGGGUGCCUGCUCCUGUUAUAAACAGUUUCUGUUGGAUAAUGUCGACCUAUUCUCUUCCCAAAUAUUACAAUGGAGACCAAGGAACAGAUUUCAUACAUCACGGGGUUGGACCACAGGGCGAGGAUGACGAAGAGGUGUAUCAUGCCUAUUACCAAUGGGUUCCUCUCUUCCUGUCUUUCCAGGCUGUCAUGUUCUAUCUUCCUCAUUAUAUUUGGAAGGUUAUUGAGGGUGGAAGGUUUCGUAGAAUUGUUGCUGGGUUGAACUUAAUCUUAGAUAACAUGGAGUAUUCAGAUCAGGAGAUUGAUUUAAAUAAUCUUGCUACUUACAUGAACACUAGGGUGAGUCAUGGAAAUAAAGGAGAGCAUAUAAGCUGGGCAAUCAAGUUUUAUCUUUGUGAAGUUCUCAAUUUUAUCAAUGUUGUUGUACAGAUUGUGAUAACAGACAGGUUUCUUGGUGGUUCCUUCUACAAUUAUGGUAUUGAAGCGGCCAGCUGGUCAGAUAUAGAAGAGGAGGAUAGAGUAGAUCCUAUGUACAAAGUAUUUCCAAGGAUGACAAAAUGUAUGUUCCACAAAUAUGGAGGCUCUGGAACUCUCCAGAAGUUUGAUGCUCUCUGCGUUCUUGGAAUGAACAUUAUUAAUGAAAAGAUUUUUGUCUUCUUAUGGUUUUGGUAUGUUUUCCUGGCAACUGUGACUGCGAUUAAUCUUAUCAUGAGGAUAAGUCAGUUUAUGUCUUCAAGCAUGAGAUUUAACCUGGUCAAGUUUGAAGAGUUUGGAAUCAAAGAGAAGCAGAUUAAACAUGACGUUCUUGAAAAUGUACUAAGCCAGCUCUCCUUUAUUUAGUGUACUAAGCCAACU
This is a messenger RNA of Eurytemora carolleeae, 1089 nucleotides long. RefSeq names its product innexin inx2. Gene Ontology annotation, molecular function: gap junction channel activity. Gene Ontology annotation, cellular component: plasma membrane; gap junction. The record is from RefSeq and is a predicted model, not a curated record. Bases 34 to 1074 code for a protein of 346 amino acids. Lineage: Eukaryota; Metazoa; Arthropoda; Copepoda; Calanoida; Temoridae. The transcript is spliced from 17 exons. Gene Ontology annotation, biological process: phototransduction.